AUGGCUCGAUUUCUACAAGAAGUGAGAAGCAAAAGGAUUCUUAGCGAACUUCAACAAGAUAAUUUGGUAACAAACCUAAGACAUUCUACUGCUGAGGAAAAUGAACAGAUAUUUGAACAUCAACACGAAAUGUCUGAAGAUAACAUCAACACGCCUUUUUCUGGCAAUUGCUGUAGUCCUGAACAAAGCGAUCUCAACCCUAAUGCCAACCCAAAGGAAGCUGUCAACGCCAACAUCAAUGUUUUAAGUCCACCAGAAAUCUCGUUCUUGGACAUUACCAGUAAUCUUGAUUUAUUAUUUGCUUUUAACAAACCGGAUCAGAUCGAAUCUACAUCAGAUGAUGUUUACCAAAUUCCUGAAGAAAGAAAUUUUGCUGAAGUGUUUGUGACUGGGGACCAACAACAAUAUUAUGGAGAUAUGGAAGAAGGUCGAAAACGUCGUCACAAUGCUGACCCAAAAUCUUGGAAAAGGAACAAGGCUUUUUUGAAGCGAAUGCGAGGUGAAGAUUAUCUAGGAUAUUCUAUACCAAAAGAUAGGAAGUUCCAACAAGAUACUGUAAGACAAGCAAGACGGCUAAGACCAACUUGCGUCUCCAAUUUUUGUAAGAAGAGUAAGGUAAGAGGCUGUGAUAUGUUCACUGAGGAUUGUCGAAAGGAUAUACAUAGCAAUUUUUGGAAGAAAAUGACCUGGGAUCAACGAAGAGUUUACGUUACGGGAUUGGUGACUCGAUCUAGUACAUCUCGGAAAACUGAAUCGGCUAGUGAACUAUCUAGGCGGGAGGGAACUCUAUCAUAUUUUUUGCCGAUUGAAAAAGAUUGUUCAAAUAAAGUACAGGACGUGUGUGACACCUGUUCAAGUUACAAUUCGGAUAAUUUAAAUAAAUCAGAUUACCAAAUACAUAUAAUUAAGAAAAACAGGGCUAGACAAGAAAAAGAAGAGGACAAGAAAAAAGCAGCUGCUGGAGAAUUUAUACUUUUGACUAUGGAUUUAGAGGCUGUGAAGGGCAUGUGUGAAGUGUUGCCUUUCGGGAAAAAACAAACGUUGGUAUUAAAUGGAAAGCGAAUGCAGGUGCUGCUUGGAGAGCCUGAUAUAGUUGGUUACACUAUGUCCCUGGAUCCCACUGUUUAUAAUUUGUGUAGAGGCUUAAAGGCGUUUUUCUCAGAAUACCGCGCUGGUAUACUACUUACCAGAGUUCUCAAGGUAAUAAUAUGGAAGGACAACAUAUGCUAUUAUAUUUUCGAUCCAGCUGGAAGAGAUUCACGAGCAUAUUCGAAUUUCACAAACGGCUGCGCCGCUUUAAUAAAUGUAAAGGACUUGGAUUCCGUGGCUGAAGUAAUUUUAGCUCGAAGCGUAGUAGAAGAUCAGAGGUUCGUUUUAGCGCCCGUUAAAGUCCUUAAAAUGGUGGAUGAGAAAGCUGAUGAGGAUUUUGAAUCCGAUAAAGAACUAACACAAGCGGAGAAGGCAAUGAUGAGUUAUAGAAUCCUGAAUGAAAAUUGUGCUCUUGUUAAUGCGAAUAUGCAUUUAGGGGAUAGAUGUUUUGAAGACGCAAAAUACCGGCAGGCUUUACCAAUCGCUAUAGUUGCAAUGACUUAUGCGAAAAUCUCUCCUCCUAAUACGUGGUUCACGAAAACUCUGGAUAAAAUUUUACGUUUAGGCAAUAAGCUUUACGUUGACUGUGUUCACCCCAAGGUGAUGAUUGACAUGACGAUAGAUAAUAUUCCCAACGAAAUAAUGAUUGGCCCAUAUGUUUGCGAAAUCAUAAUCUACAGAGAAAGAGUAAAGGGGCAACUAUUCACGACGAAAGAAUGCUUCUUUAACAUCAAGACUGGUUUGGAAGAGUUCUUCAAUCGCGAUUAUAACAGUGGCAUUCUUGAAUUCAAUAAUUAUUCGCUAGCAGUGUGGAGACAAAAAGAAAUGUAUUACUUAUUUGACCCCUAUCCGCGAACAAAUGAUGGCAUGAGAUCAACUACCGUUGGUAAGGCUUGUUGCUGGAUGCUUUUAAACCCUGAGACGAUGGCGUCAGUUUUUACGAAGAACUGGGACUACCUGCCAUCCACUACUCCUUUCCAAAUACAUGCAUUUAAAGUAUUGAGGUUGAAAAAAAGAGAACCAAAGAAACAAAUUGUUUGUACUCUAAGUGACGAACAAUUACCUGGCGUUAAAAGGAAAAGGGGAGAAGUUGUAACUAAUCAAGCUCAUGGUGAUGGCAAGGAGGUCUUUCAUGAUAUCUUACCUGCGGAGACUUUAAAUGAAUAUCCAAUGAAUUUUCAGCAGCCUCGAAUAAACGAAGAGCAAAUGGGAGAUAUUGUAUCCUUAGUUGAUAGCAUACAAGACGAUUAUCUUCCACCAAUACCACUACGAUAUAAAAAACCAGAACCUGAGGCUGAAGUAUUAAAAAUUGUGAACCUGGACUCGCCGACGGUGUCAGUGACACAGGUGGUGCCACCGUGGCCAGCGCCGCGAGACAAAAGCCGGGAGCCGCCCGAGCCCGAUCCCGACCCAGAGCCGACGCCGCCGCCUACGCCGCCCACUAUGCCGGAAGAGGAAGAAACUGAGGAAGAAGAAGACGAAGAGACAGCGAAUAAGAAAAGAGAAGAGAAGGAAAGAAAGAAGGCAGAAGAGGAAGAAGCGAGAAGAAAAGCGGAAGAACUACCACCACCACUACCGCCACCUCCACCAUCACCACAGCCCGAGCCAGAAGUUCCGCUCGCGCCAAUACAGAUUGUAGAAGACGAGGUUCAAACAUUUGAACCAGUCGACGUAGACCGUCGAGUUCUUCUCACGGAGGAUGCUCGUAAGCGCUCGAAAUUGCGUCAGAUUAGGAGAAAAUUAACUCCACCGUUAGAUGAAAUACCUCUAGAAGUGACCCCGUCUGAGGAACUCGUGAAACCGAGCAACUUUAAAGAUCUACCUGACAGCUCACAGAUUAUAAGGGGCUCCUCUGCCAUAAGCGACGCGGAUGCUCAAGAUGUCCUGCCCUUCGCAGCUAUAAUGGCCAUCGUCACUUCAUACAAAUAUACCAUCAACACGUGGACUGGUGGAUUGGUGGAUUUCGUUUUAAAUACGGCCAAGAAGCUGCACCAGAAUAAAGAGGAAAAGUUUCAGCUCGCACCUGUUCAUAUUAUACCAAAAAUAACAAUAGGACACCAGACAUAUCACGCGGAUAUCGACGUGAUUGGACAAGGCGCGACGUGGCAACUUGAAAAUGUAAUAUCACAAAAAUUAUUUGAUAAAUAUGAUAGAGGAAUGAUCACAACUCCCUCAUACAGUUGUGCUAUUUUCAAAAGAAACGAUCUCUAUUAUUUGUUUGAUGGGAGUCCCUGCACUCCAAUGGGUGUUAGAGAUGAGAAGACUACGGGAAAAGCGUGUUUAUUGCGAUUUAAGACAUUACAUGAUUUAGUUAUCAGAUUGCUUUAUAACAAAGACGGAUUAAGAGAUGAUCAACAGUUUAUUCUGAGCAGAAUUUUAGUGAGGCGGCUUUUAGCUGAACCGAGAUUUAAAUUGCCAGAAGACUACGAUUAUUCUACUGGUCAACCGACAUCUGAGAAAUCGAAACCGUCCAUUGUUUCGACUGUAAAAGAAUCAGAUAAGAAAACUUCAAUUGACUCUUCUGCACAAAAGAGUGAAACAGUGAUUGGCUAUCAACAAGUCGACGGUCUGUAUAGAAUUGAAGGUACAACAGGUCUUAAAGACCGAAACAGUAAUUCCGAAGUAAAAGUUUGCCAUUUCGUUUGUUUGAUUGCGAUGCUAAUGGCAACGAUGCACCCAAUAAGAACUUGGGAUCACUUCAUGGUUGAUAUGUGCAUUGAAAAAGGUUUAGAAAUUUUUGAAAAUGCAACUAAUCUAAAUGUGUGCGAAAAGAGAGUAAUCAAAAACAUCAUACUAGACGGAAAAUUAAUCAAUGUAAACAUUAAGAAAAUUCUUGUUAUUAAUGAGAAUCAGGAGAAACGGCUUGAACAAUAUUUGAAAGCUGUAUUGGGGCGACUUCGUUAUGUCAUUAUUAGGUUUCCACAAUGUAGUAUGCUCAUAUGUCAAACAGAAGGUUAUUAUCACCUUUUCGAUCCAUAUCCACCGCCAGCUGGGGAACCUGUGGAACCGGAUAUCGAAAAUGAAGAUAUAGAAACUGUUAAAGGUAAACAAAAGAAGAAGCCAAGGUCUGUGGCAACAUGGACGCUAUAUCGUUCAUUAGAGGCCAUAAAUAGUAGAAUAAAGAAAGUUAUUUCAGGGAAAGUUGUUGAUCAGCCUGAAUUUUAUACAUUUGAGUUGACAUCGGUGAAAACUGCGCCGAAACAUUCAGCCCUAAACUACCGUCUAAGCCCUCUUUUCAAGCCUGAUAGGAAUCCAAACUGGCCAUAUUUGAAACGAAAAAAAUCACGCCCUAUCGUUGAUGAGAAAAUGUACUGGUUGAAUAUUAAGACCAUUCCAUGGUCGCGCAUGAAUCCUACAAAUGAUUUGGGAUUUGAACGAAAGACACCAAAGUCGACGUGGAACGAUUGGGACAUCGAGUUUCCGGGUGAUCUCUAUUCACUUUGGGGAACAAUCCAUCCUUUAGAUAAAAGAUUCGAAAGACUCCAUCGAGGGAAACAAUAUUUGGCUACAUGUGCCGUUGCUAUUUUCUUGACUCAAGUAUGUAAUUUCAGUGCUUGGACUAGCAACCUCCUCGACGGCAUAGUAACUGCUGGCGAUACAUAUCACGCAAAAACUGUUGCUAAAGUUGGGAGUAACGUUAAUUACGAAAUAACUAUUGAUGACUUGGAUACAAAAUUCGAAGAAAUGUUUCCGUAUUCUUUUUCAGUUAAAUUCGAAAACGUUAUUUUUGGGUCCGUCUACAAUACCUAUCCCGACCGUUUUAAUUUAAGUAAAGCGUUGCAAUAUUUCUUCGAAAAUAAAAAGCUUGGAAUAUUAAUAAGCCCCACGAAAAAUUUGGCAUUUGGUGUAGUUGGCGGUUCAUAUUUUAUGUUCGAUUGUCAAAGCUAUGGUACACCAACAUUUUCACCAGGUCAAGGAGCUUCGUAUAUUCUUAAAUGUGAAAGUCUUAACAGGUUAAUUUAUUGUUUGACUGUAACAUUGAAUAUAAGAAGACAUGGCCACCAAUUUCAUUUAUAUAGUCUGGCUGUGACCGUAGCUGAAAAAGCAAAAUAG
Molecule: messenger RNA, 5142 nt
Organism: Parnassius apollo (apollo)
Lineage: Eukaryota; Metazoa; Arthropoda; Insecta; Lepidoptera; Papilionidae
Source: the annotation of a GenBank genome assembly